Messenger RNA from Tinamus guttatus (white-throated tinamou), 1191 nucleotides. RefSeq names its product splA/ryanodine receptor domain and SOCS box containing 4 (gene SPSB4). Gene Ontology annotation, molecular function: protein binding. Gene Ontology annotation, cellular component: SCF ubiquitin ligase complex. NCBI's taxonomy places the organism in Eukaryota, Metazoa, Chordata, Aves, Tinamiformes, Tinamidae. Gene Ontology annotation, biological process: proteasome-mediated ubiquitin-dependent protein catabolic process; intracellular signal transduction. The record is from RefSeq and is a predicted model, not a curated record.
CCUUCGAAAACUUUGCUGCUACAAAGCUCCAAACAGGAGAAGUAAAUCCAGUCAGCUUGUCGAGGCACUGGCUUGGUGUAAAAGUGCUUUCAUGAGGUAACGUUGGGCCAAAGUCAACUUUUCCUUCUUCUUUGUAAACCUGCAGCCAAGCAAUGGGCCAGAAAAUCUCAGGGAGCAUAAAGUCUGUGGAUGUGAGGGAGCCCCCCUAUAGACCUGUUAAACGAGAGCUGAGAGGCCCGGAUUUUUGCAAACCUGCGCGCUUGGACAUGUUGUUGGAUAUGCCCCCUGCCAAGCUGGAGGUCCAACAUAAACACGCGUGGAACAAUGAAGAUCGGUCUUUAAAUAUAUUUGUAAAGGAAGAUGAUAAACUAACUUUUCACAGACACCCAGUUGCCCAAAGCACAGACUGCAUCCGGGGCAAGGUUGGCUACACGAGAGGCCUGCACGUGUGGCAGAUCCACUGGCCCACGAGGCAGCGAGGAACCCACGCCGUGGUGGGUGUCUCCACGGCCGAAGCUCCUUUGCACUCGGUGGGAUACACGUCGCUGGUUGGCAGCAACAGUGAAUCGUGGGGCUGGGAUCUGGGACGCAACAAACUUUACCACAACUGUAAAAACCAACCUGGGAUUACGUAUCCUGUCUUUUUGGAACCGGACGAGUCUUUUGUACUCCCAGACUCCUUACUGGUGGUUUUGGACAUGGAUGAAGGGACGCUUAGCUUCAUGGUGGACGGACAGUAUCUUGGAGUGGCCUUCAGGGGAUUGAAAGGGAAAAAACUUUACCCCAUAGUCAGUGCAGUUUGGGGGCACUGUGAAAUUACAAUGAGAUACAUCAACGGACUUGACCCUGAACCCCUGCCUUUAAUGGACUUGUGCCGACGAUCAAUUCGUUUUGCUCUGGGCAGAGACCGCCUGCAUGACAUAGAAAUUCUACCUUUGCCUCUAUCUCUGAAAAAUUAUUUACAGUAUCAAUAAGACAUCUAGAACCCUCUGGCCUCACGUUGGACUAAAUCAAUGCAAGUGGCAGAAAAAUUGUUUACAACAAAAUAUUAAUCUUCAUGAUGGACACAUAAGUGUUAUUUAAUUUUUAAUAUAUAUUUUUUUCUGAACCAGUGAUAGCAGAUCACUGGGGGGAUUUCAAGAAUGUGAAAGCAUUGGUUUGUUCUAAAUUCCUGAGUUCUCUGUUGCCUGU